Nematolebias whitei (Rio pearlfish) is the source of this 689-nucleotide messenger RNA. Its product is annotated as gamma-aminobutyric acid receptor-associated protein-like 2. Gene Ontology annotation, molecular function: ubiquitin protein ligase binding. The transcript has 5 exons. Lineage: Eukaryota; Metazoa; Chordata; Actinopteri; Cyprinodontiformes; Rivulidae. Bases 1 to 612 code for a protein of 203 amino acids. Gene Ontology annotation, biological process: autophagosome assembly; autophagy of mitochondrion; cellular response to nitrogen starvation. The record is from RefSeq and is a predicted model, not a curated record. Gene Ontology annotation, cellular component: autophagosome membrane; cytosol; autophagosome.
AUGUCGAGUGGCGGUCUCCACCACAGAGACUGGAGCCUCCAUCCCGAUCUGAUCUCUCGAAUUUGGAGCAGACGGAAGGCUUCAGCUGGUUUGCUGAGAAGAAAGGGUAGUGGAGUUUGUUGUUGUUGUGUAGCUGAAACGUUAGUGGCCCUUGAAGAGCUGAAACUCAGAGGAGAGCUCACAGGCAGAGCCGCCUUUUCACCGGGAGUCCCGCCUGAAAGCUGCUGUGUCGAGCGGAGCCAGCCCGAACCGGCCAACAUGAAAUGGAUGUUCAAAGAAGAUCACUCCCUGGAACAUCGAUGCAUAGAGUCCGCCAAAAUCCACAGCAAGUACCCUGACAGGGUCCCGGUGAUUGUGGAGAAGGUGUCCGGCUCACAGAUAGUGGACAUCGAUAAGAGGAAGUACCUGGUACCAUCUGACAUCACGGUGGCUCAGUUCAUGUGGAUCAUCAGGAAACGGAUCAAGCUGCCUUCGGAGAAUGCCAUCUUCCUGUUCGUGGACAAAACGGUGCCUCAGUCUAGCAUCACGAUGGGGCAGCUGUACGACAAAGAGAAGGAUGAGGAUGGAUUUUUAUACAUGGCUUACAGCGGAGAGAACACAUUCGGUGUUUAAAAACCAAUCCCACUGCCCCUGCAGAUGGUGAGGGGAAACCCCCAGAGGAAGAUCCAGAUUCAGCGUGUUCACAUUUG